CUGAGACUUCCAGCCCAGCGAUGCCCAGAUGCCUUGGGGAAAGAUGCCUCUGGUUUGGGGGGCUCCUUUUGUGGCUUGGCGUUGGAAGUUCAGGAGACAUACUUCCUGCUCCUCAGCAGAAGUGUACUGACUUCCAGAAUGCCAGUUUCCUCCGAGGCACCAAUCUCAAAGUCCAAUUUCUCCUCUUCACCCGUUCAGAUCCUAGCUGUGGGCAGCUAGUGGAAGAAAGCCACGACCUCGAAAACUUUGGGUUCAAUGCUACUCUGGGAACUAAACUACUUAUCCAUGGAUUUAGGGCUUUAGGAACAAAGCCUUCCUGGAUUGAUAAAUUCAUUAGAACCCUUCUGCAUGCAGCCAAUGUUAAUGUGAUUGCUGUGGACUGGGUUUAUGGCUCUACGGGUGUCUACUUCUCAGCUGUGGAAAAUGUGGUUAAACUGGGCCUUGAGAUCUCCCGUUUCCUCCGUGAACUUCUGGUGCUGGGUGUGUCAGAGCCUUCAAUCCACAUCAUUGGUGUUAGCCUGGGGGCUCAUGUUGGGGGCAUGGUAGGACAUUUCUACAAAGGCCAGUUGGGACGGAUAACAGGCUUGGACCCUGCUGGACCGGAGUAUACCAGAGCCAGACUGGAAGAGCGACUGGAUGCUGGAGAUGCCCUCUUCGUGGAAGCCAUCCACACAGAUACUGACAAUUUGGGUAUCCGGAUUCCUGUUGGACAUGUGGACUACUUUGUUAAUGGAGGUCAAGACCAACCGGGCUGUCCUUCAUUCAUUCAUGCAGGUUACAGUUAUCUAAUCUGUGAUCACAUGAGAGCUGUGCAUCUCUACAUCAGUGUCCUGGAGAAUUCCUGUCCAUUGAUGGCCUUUCCCUGUGCUAGCUACAAGGAUUUCCUUGCUGGACACUGCCUGGAUUGCUUUAACCCUUUCCUGCUUUCCUGUCCACGGAUUGGGCUGGUAGAACAAGGUGGUAUCAAGAUAGAGCCUCUUCCCAAGGAAGUGAGAGUCUACCUCCUGACUACUUCCAGCGCUCCAUACUGUGUGCAUCACAGCCUCGUGGAGUUUCACUUGAAGGAAGCAAAAAACAAGGACACCAACAUUGAAGUCACCUUCCUUAGCAGCAAUGUCACCUCCUCAGUCAAGAUUACCAUACCUAAACGGCAACUUCAGGGGAAAGGAAUCAUCGCCCACCCUGAACCACAGUGCCAAAUAAACCAAGUGAAACUCAAGUUUCAGGCUUCCAAUCGGGUUUGGAGAAAAGACCGGAGUACCAUUGUUGGGAAGUUCUGCACUGCUCCUUUACCCAUCAAUGACAGCAAGAAGAUGGUCUGCUUACCUAAACCAGUGAACUUACGAGCAGGUGUGGCUACUUUUCAUGACCUGAAAACAACCUGUGUAUAA
Messenger RNA from Chrysochloris asiatica (Cape golden mole), 1391 nucleotides. RefSeq names its product phospholipase A1 member A (gene PLA1A). The record is from RefSeq and is a predicted model, not a curated record. The transcript has 11 exons. Gene Ontology annotation, biological process: lipid metabolic process. Bases 21 to 1391 code for a protein of 456 amino acids. Gene Ontology annotation, molecular function: carboxylic ester hydrolase activity; lipase activity. Lineage: Eukaryota; Metazoa; Chordata; Mammalia; Afrosoricida; Chrysochloridae.